Molecule: messenger RNA, 4405 nt
Organism: Ailuropoda melanoleuca (giant panda)
Lineage: Eukaryota; Metazoa; Chordata; Mammalia; Carnivora; Ursidae
Gene: LYNX1
Product: Ly6/neurotoxin 1
Exons: 5
Coding region: 290-634 (114 amino acids)
Cellular component (GO): plasma membrane
Source: RefSeq, a predicted model, not a curated record
CAUCCGGCAGAAGCAGGCGGAGCACAGGGAGACGCAGAGGAUUCGGCCGGGUGACCGCGGCCAGACCCCGCCGAGAAAGCUCCUGAAAGGAGCAACUGGGAGGAGAAGCAGUGAGGAGAGACCCACCGCUGGGGCGCAGUCCCGCACUCAGGGCCCGAGGGCUGCAGUUCUUCCAGUAAACCAAGAGCUCCUGGAGGGCAGGGGUCGUCUGACCGCCUCUGUGCCCUGCCCCAGCCCCAGACUGAACUGUUCACCUCACCACGCCCACUCUGUCCUCUCACCUCCAGCCAUGGCACCCCUGCUCACCCUGUUCCUGGUGGCCCUGGUGGGCCUUCCUCUGGCCCAGGCUCUGGACUGCCACGUGUGCGCCUACAACGGGGAGAACUGCUUCAACCCCAUGCGCUGCCCGGCCAUGGUCACCCACUGCAUGACCACGCGUACUUACUACACCCCGACCAGGAUGAGGGUGAGCAAGUCCUGCGUGCCCAGCUGCUUCGAGACCGUGUACGAUGGUUACUCCAAACACGCCUCUAGCACAUCGUGCUGCCAGUACGACCUGUGCAACAGCGCCGGCCUCGCCAGCCCCGGGGGCCUGGCCCCCAUCCUCCUGGCUGCCCUCUGGGGUCUGCUCUAAACCCCGCCCCCACCCAGAGGCACUCAAGGACAAAGUUCCGAGAGGCACAGCCCUACCCUUUCACCCUGCACACCCCACCCACCUUCUGCGCUCCCAGCGCCUCCCCCCCGCCACACCCAGGACGGCCUUCUAGAGGGACUCGGUGCCCAUCUUCCUGGGCCUUGCUCCCAGACCACAACCUUCCAUUCUCGAAAGGUUGAUGUGGCAUCAGCCCUCCCGAAGGCGUCUGACAAAGUGUGCUGCUAGCCGGUCCUCAGUAUGCUGAGGACCACUGAUGUGAAGGGAGACUUGGACCACAUUCCAGCAACUCUGGGAGCGAGACCCUGCCCCGGUCUGCCCAGUAAGCGUGUGGAGGCGCAGGGGAAAGUAGGGACCCAGGAUGGCUGGAGGACCGUCCUGGGAAGAAGGGCUUUCUGGGGGGCCAGGAGGGCUGCCUUUGUGCCUCUGACUGAGGCCAGGUGUGGCACCGAGGGCCGUGGGAGGAAGGCCUUUGUCCCUGUCAGCUGUCCCAGGUUGGAGUGCCAGGAAGCCCUGUGGAUCCAGGCGGCCCUUGGCUGGGGGGUUGGGGGUGAGCUCAUCCAAAAGAGGACCUCAGGCCCCCAGCCCCAGAAGCCUGGCUAGAGUUUCUUCCCUUCUUGCUCUGCCCCUCCCUGACCUUCCCCGCCUCCCCACCCUGGCCUGAGGCUGGCGGCACUUGGGGGCAGGGCAGACAGGCCGCUAUAUUUGGUGGGGCUUGAGAGCUGGCUGAUCCCAGGGCUAUUUUCAGCAGGGAGGGAAGGGAGCUAGGUGGGGCCGAGAGAGCCCGGUCUUCAGCCCUAGUGUGCCCCUUGAUGGAGGGGGCUGAGCCAGAGCGGGCACCUGAGAGACUGUGCCCACCCGAGUCAGCCGGGGCGGGAUCCUGGGAGUCCAUCCGGGACAGCGACUGGGAGAGGUGGGGUCCGGAAUGCAGACGGCCAGGCUCCCUCCAGACACGCGCCCCGGGACUUCCUCUGCAACCCCAAUCCCAACAACCACUGGCCACACUCACGUCCAGCUGGCCCCUCUCCGCUCUGACCUGCAGGCCUGGCUGAAUGAGAGCUGGCCUUGGCCCCAAAGGCUGAGCCCAUCAGCCUGAGGAUCUCCACAGGACCCUUUACCCUCUGACUCUGCCCGAGGGGAGAGAGAGAGGUCCACCCUAGGCUGAAGAGCUCCAUUGAUUCAAGGAGUGGUCUGCAGGUACCCCCAACCCAGUGGGGCAUUGGGACCCCCAAGGGCCCAAGAAUUGGCAUUGUUUAAAGGGUACCCAGCCUAGGUGAACCCCAUCCCUGGCCUGGUUUGGGAAACAAGAGUCCGCCCAGCACAGACCAUUCUGGAUGAGGGUGGCCCUGGAAACACCGGUCUUCCUUCCAACGAGACCACACUGGGCAUGCAACCUUGUGCCCCAGGUCACACAGGGCCUGAGGCCUUACCUGACCAGUGUCCCAAACUGUCUGGGCCUAAGUUGGCAGGACUGUGGCAAAUGCCUAUGUGGUGGAAUUGUUCCUGGAGCUCAGGAGCCCGUGGCCCCAAAGCGUGGUCUUCAUCAGGGGACCCUGUGCUGGACACUCUGACUUGAGAGCUUCACCCAGCACUUCCAGAGCUCAAGGGAUUGGGAGAGCCUGAGUGGGGGUUCUCAGGCAGAGCUGGUUGGACCUCCCAAAAGUUCCAGGAAGACAGGCCUCAUCCUGGGUGGGAGGGAGUUGUAUCCCCAGGAGUGUCUGGUCAAGAGCUCAGUCCCCACAGGAGACCUGGGUGUCUCCAACACCCUGAAGCCCAAUCCGGUGUGAGCCUUUCCCUGGGGGAGGCUGGGAGGAAGCCAGACCCCAGCCCUGAGCUCCCACAGGUCUAUCAGGAACCCCAGGAGCGGUCAGCCUCGGGGAAGUGACCCAGCUCCCCCACAAAGCUGGCCGGAAGGCCUGCACAGGCCUCUGGACGCGGAAGUCGGCUGGAAGAAGGGGUGGACGUGGGCCGCAGCCCUAGCCACCCUUGGCCACCUGACUCAGUGGGAGAGGCUUGGAAGCAGUUGUUGAACUGCUUGUGUAAGACCUUUGUCCUGGGUCAGCAGGUGUCCUAGGCCACAGCUGGGAGGAGCACAGGAUCAGUCCUCCCUCCACUCGGUGGAUGAUGAAGUUAGAGCCCUGCCUGGCCACCUGUGGGCUCUGCAGCCACUGAGAGCAGGGAGCCGGGCUUGCCGCAGUAUGGGGGUGCUUCUAAUACCUGCCUCCUGUCCCCAACGGUCAUCCUCCACUGUGACCUGGUCCAAGUCCAAUACCCACAACGUUGCACCCGGCCCACGAGACCAUGCCACCCACCCCACCCACAGGCCCCUGGCUGGCUGGGCUGUCCUCCGAAUCCAGCACAGAGCCCUUGGGAGGCCCUCAACUAAUAAUGGGGCCGGCCCCUAGUGGGAAGCCUGUGACAGUGGACUCCAAGGGCAGUGCCAGAGGGGAUGGCACCGAGAAGGACGGGAGCUGACCUCUGUCUUCCCUGUGCCCCGGCCGCAAGCACGCCACGACCACCCUUCGAGGUUGGAGCCAUUAUCAUGCCCCCUUUACAGGUGAGGAAGCUGAGGGACAGUGGGACGGCCUUGCCCAGCCACCACGCCCCUGCCCCGCUGUGCAGUCUUCUCCCACCAGCUGCGAGGCUGCAUCCCUGAGCCUGGGGCGGGGAAGCCGAGGAGAGGGGCUUAUAAACUGAAAACAAUCUGAGCCUGUGAAAUAAUUAUAAGAGCUUCAGAUCGGGAAAGCUCUAGAAGGAGAAGAGUGGAACCAGAGAUUUGAGAAGCCAUGAGGCCCCCAGCCAGGCAACCAGCCCUGUCUCUGUGUCCCGGGCCAUGGGCUGGGGUUGUAGAGGAGGGCACAGGGGCCAGGCCCGUGGCUCCAGGCUUCCAGCAGGCAGUGGGCAUGCCUGCUGUGGGGAUCCGUCCAACAGAGCCGAGUACCCCCUCGAUGUGAAUAGAUGCCCGGGCUCCUCAAGGCUCUCCGUGGCGCUCAAGUCUGGAAGCAGCCUGAACAUCUCUCUCUGCUGUGCCGCCUCCUGUGGGUGCCCUCGGAGACAGUGGAGGAGCUGGGGCUGCAGGCACUGACCCUGGGGGCACAGGUCAGGGUCUGCAGCCGAAGGACGCUCCCAAGCUGUGCGGGCAACCUGGUCCGUUGCGUGCACGAGGCACCAGGGAGGUGGUGGCCGGUGCGGGCAGGGGGCAGGGGGGCUGGACCAACCACCCCAUCUCCCUUUGCAGUGGCUGAUUUGUUUGUUAAACAUGUAUCUUACCUCUGAAAAGGGUACAAAGAAACUGGGACGCCUCUUUCUCUCUCCUGCCCCUACUCAGUGAGUUUUGUUGGCUCCUACAGCUCGGGGUGCCUGGAGGUCAUCACUCACAUCUCUGAGCCUCAGCUGUCUCAUUGACAAAAUGGGAAUGAGAGUGAAUGGGAACGGGAGUGAUAGUGGCCUCGGGAGGAUGGACAAGGCUGUGAGUGUACGUGCCCAGCCCAGGGCCUAGCACACAGGAGGCCUCCGAUGGACAGACAGACGGAUCGAUGGGUGGUCCCUCUUCCCUCCAUGCCACUUGCAAGGUCUGCGCACUUCCAGGGCCGUGCCCCUACUGGGAGCUAAUGCUAACCCCUAGCCCUGACCCUGACCUUGACCAGCAUGAGAAUCUGCCUUCAGGCCAGGGCUCCCUUCUUUGCUCGCACGAUGCACCUCAGAGAGGCCCCCUCAGUGUCUCGAGUGUGUGAAUAAAUGGAUGAAUAAACA